Messenger RNA from Brassica napus (rape), 645 nucleotides. RefSeq lists its product as uncharacterized. Gene Ontology annotation, molecular function: RNA-DNA hybrid ribonuclease activity; nucleic acid binding. The coding region runs from base 1 to 645 and encodes 214 amino acids. The record is from RefSeq and is a predicted model, not a curated record. The transcript has a single exon. Lineage: Eukaryota; Viridiplantae; Streptophyta; Magnoliopsida; Brassicales; Brassicaceae.
AUGAAGGCUACACUGCUCCCUCCCUCAGGCGUCUCCUCGACUCAGCUAGGAGCUUGGAUCAUCUGGAACAUCUGGAUAUCCAGAAAUCAGAAGAUCUUCCAGACUAGAACCUUCUCCCCCCAAGAGACAACCCUGAAAGCUCUGAUUAAUGCGAAAGAAUGGCAGGACGCUCAGAUAUCUGAGGUCAUCAGUAAGAAGCACUAUCCUCCCCCACAGAUUGUUGCCCCAAUCGAUGCGAUCAUAUGUAGAUCUGAUGCGGCCUGCAGAACAGGAACCCCAAUCGCCGGUGUCGCGUGGAGCUUCUACCACGCAAAUGGAGAGAUUAUCACAUCUCACAGCAAAUCAAUCUCCUUUGUGAUUUCGUCUUUUGUGGCUGAGGGACUAGCAUUGCGAGAAGCCAUGGAACAUGCAUGGUCACUAGGAUUGACGAACAUGAUCUUUGAAUCUGAUUCCAAACAGCUGGUGUCAGCAGUUGAAGGCGAAUCGAACUUCUCUGAUCUCCAUGGAAUCGUCUCCGACAUUAUCUCUCUAGCAAACUCUUUUGAUUCUGUUUCUUUCAAAUUUCGUAACUGCAGUAACUUUGCUCUAGAGGACAGUCUCGCAAAGCAAGUUCUCGGUUUAGUUGUACCAACCACAUUUAAUUAA